Molecule: messenger RNA, 121 nt
Organism: Funneliformis mosseae
Lineage: Eukaryota; Fungi; Glomeromycota; Glomeromycetes; Glomerales; Glomeraceae
Source: the annotation of a GenBank genome assembly
UUUAGAAGCCUUUCAAAUUGCAAUCUCUGCAAAAACCACUGGUGUACAAGAAAUAUAUUAUCAGCAGACAUUUAAAACUUUGAAAUAUAAACAAGUACCAAUACCAACCUUUGAGCGAGCC